This is a messenger RNA of Danio rerio (zebrafish), 2993 nucleotides long. NCBI's taxonomy places the organism in Eukaryota, Metazoa, Chordata, Actinopteri, Cypriniformes, Danionidae. The record is from RefSeq and is a predicted model, not a curated record.
ACUCGUGUCGCCUACUCUCCCCCACCGCCAUUUUGGGAGUCAGAUUGUAAAUAUUACUAGUUCAGGAAACCAAAUACGUCCACUAAUUUGGUGGCAUUAAUAUGGUGCACACUUGCGUAGUGGCCGGUUGUCGGAACAGGAGAACUCCAGGGACCGCGUUAUCCUUUUACAGGUUUCCCCGCGACCCGGAGCGGAAGCAGCGCUGGAUCGCUGCUGUGAAUCGUGAAGGGUGGGUGCCAAACGAGGGCAGCAGACUCUGCAGCACACACUUCAUUUCAGGAAAACAAGUGAAAAAUCCUCGAUCCCCUGAUUUUGUUCCUUCAGUUUUCACCUCAGCGCCACUUUCCCCAAAUAUGAAAGAAGCAGGUUCUUGUGAAAUGUAUGAUAAACAAGAGGCACAAGUGGAGGCCGCCAAUGCUUUGCUCUUUUUGCAAGGACAAGGGCGUUUCUUGGAGGAAAAUAGCCAGAUGACAAGUCAAGAAGAGCCGGAGAGUGUUUCCUCUUCACUGAGCAGUUGUGACGAGGAGGAUGUUAAGACUGAAGAUGCUGUAAAAGAAGAAAUCUCACAAACAAGCGUACUCCAAAGAGGACAACCAGUCAAAAACAUUCCCCCUGACUAUGAGUCCAGUCUCGAGGCUCUUAAGAAAGAAAACAUGGAGCUGAGGGAAUCGCUAGAUAAGAUGUCUCUCACUGAGGCUUCCUUUAGGAAUGAUCCAGAGAAGGUUCGCUUUUACACAGGAUUGCCGAACUACUUUGUGUUCGAGACGGUCAUGUUGCUUCUCAUUCCACAUAUGAAAGGAGACAAAAAUGUCAAACUCUCCAAAUUCCAGCAACUUCUCUUGACACUAAUGCGCCUCAAGCUGGAUCUCAGAAACCAAGACUUGGCUUAUCGUUUUGGAGUCAAGGUUGCCACAGUGGCCAGGACUGUCCAUCGGAUUAUUCACAUAAUGUUCACCACUCUUGUGCCAACUGCUGUUUUUUGGCCCUCCAGAGUAGAGCUCAGAAAAAAUCUACCAGCUGCAUUGUGUUGCACAUACCCAGACUGUGCGGUGAUCAUUGACUGCUUUAGGGUGUCUCUGGAAAGAGCUCUCAGUGUGGAUGGAAAUCAAGAUGUUGCAUCUACAGCAUUGACCACACCAGUGCAGUCCACUGUGAAUGAGCUUAAAUAUGUCAUCGGUGUUGCUCCUCAGGGUGUAGUCACGUUUGUUUCCAGAGGAUCUCCGGGUCAUGUCAGCGACAAGAGUCUAGUUGAGAGUUCUGGCCUUCUCUGUAAACUCCUGCCUGGUGAUGUUGUUCUGGCAGAGCGUGACUUUGACAUUGGGGGCUUAGUAGGUGCUCGGAAAGCCGAACUCAAAAUCACUAGUAGCACUUACUUUGAAAAUAGCCAGAGCGGACUGGAUGGAGAUUUCUCGCCAGUUGGAGCACUAUCAGAUAAAGCGAUUGCUCAUAUGCAUGUUGGAAAGGUAAUAGACAUUGUUAAGAGGAGAUAUUCCAUGUUAACUGGACCAGUGGAGAGCCCCUUUACAGUCGUAGACCGCACUUCCAAUGUGAGCACUUUUGAUAAGAUUGUGCAGGUUGCUUGUGCCUUGAAUAAUCUGUGCAUUUCUGCUGCUCCCCUGGAAUGAUAUUUGCCACACUUUUGUAAAAGUCACUUUUACUUGUACCAUUGCUGAAUGCACCUUUAUUGUUUCUCUAUUAUUAUAGAAAACAUUUUCUGUUCUUACAAGAGGGAUCAGAACAAGGACUGGUUUACAUCUGGUGUUAAGAUGCAUUUUGGUCAAUCUGAUUAGAAGUAGACGAGGGAGACACAUUCACCGUUAUACCUGCUGCUUAAUCCAGCUGUUUUGUUCACUUUGAACCACUUUCUUGAUUUUUUUAGUGGAUUUCAGUGUAAUACUUUGCAAUAAGCUCGCACAUCUAAAUGAAAUAUAAUAGCAGACAGUGGAAAAUGAGAGCAAAGAACAGCAGCUUUUGUUUCUGCUACAAAACUGCAGAAAGCUGUUGGGUUUGUGUUAGAGUCACGACUGGUAGGAGAACUACUGGUAGUUGUAGAUCAAAGCUUAAAAUCUUAUCUUCAAAUUCAUGCAUUUACAGCCAAAAAGUGAAUCUGUGUUUAAAAAAAACUUACAGUGGCUGAGAGACAAAAAUAAAAAAAACUGCAAAUAGAAAUGCUAACAAAUUGAGAAAAACAUUGUUAUGCACUUCAAUUCACACACAUGCACGCAAAUAUUUUAACGCAUCUAAAUACUGAAAUGCACUACAAGUUAAGAAAACCUUUUAUAAGGAAAAACACUAACAUAUUAAGAAAACAAAGAGACUAAGCUGAAAAGAAAAUGAAUGAAUAUUAGGAAAACAUCUUCGCUUUGACUACACACAUGUGCACGUAAAUUCUCACAAGGCAUACAAAUACAGAAACGCACUGCAAACAGCACAGACUACAACAGAAAUUUGUCGGGGGGAACAAACAAGAAAUCAUACAAUUAGGACAUUAACAUAAACAAAACAAACUCAGAAUUCUGACAAUUUUGCAUCCUAAAGUAGGAUUGUCACGAUACUGGAAUUUGAAAAACGUUCAUUUUCCUCGAACAUUUGAGCACUGUUGAGCACGUUCUGAUUCAAGUGCUCAACAGAAAUGACUGUAAUUGGCCGUGAAGGUCAUUGGUUCACCGAACUCAUCGCAAUUUACUGACAUACAUUUUUUCCACGUACAUUUGAGAGCUGUUAAGCACAAUCUUUAACAGCGCUGAUUUGUCAUUGUGUUCACAUGCUCAACAGAAAUGACUGUGAUUGGCCAUGAAGGUCAUAGGUUUACCAAACUCAUCGCUGUUUACUGCGUGUAACCACAGAUACAGAGACACUGGAGCAUUUCAUAGUCGCGCCUAUCAGCUGGUUGGUCUAUAAGCUGACAUACAAGUGAUCCGUUGAUGAAUCGCUGCUUUAAAGCGCUCCAGUGUCCCUGUAUCUGUGGUUACACGCUGUAAACAGUGGUGAGU